Molecule: messenger RNA, 472 nt
Organism: Saimiri boliviensis boliviensis (Bolivian squirrel monkey)
Lineage: Eukaryota; Metazoa; Chordata; Mammalia; Primates; Cebidae
Product: cytochrome b-c1 complex subunit 7
Biological process (GO): mitochondrial electron transport, ubiquinol to cytochrome c
Cellular component (GO): respiratory chain complex III
Source: RefSeq, a predicted model, not a curated record
AAUGGCUGGCAGGCCGGCCGUUUCAGCAUCAAGCAGGUUGCUGGAGAUGAUGAGAAAAUGGUAUUACAAUGCUGCAGGAUUCAAUAAACUGGGAUUACUGCGAGAUGAUACAAGAUACGAGGAUGAAGACGUAAAGGAAGCCAUAAGAAGGCUUCCUGAGAACGUUUAUAAUGACAGGAUGUUUCGCAUUAAGAGGGCACUGGACCUGUCCAUGAAGCAUCAGAUCCUGCCUAAAGAACAGUGGACCAAAUAUGAAGAGGAAAAUUACUACCUUGAACCGUAUCUGAAAGAGGUUAUUCGGGAAAGAAAAGAAAGACAAGAAUGGGAAAAGAAGUAAUCGUAGUUGAAGUCUGUGGAUGCAGCUGCUAUGAAGAUGGUUAAACUUGAAACAAACAAUUUAAGAAUUAUUUGGUCUGCAGUUGUUUUACUUUAAAUAAAUGUCUAUUGUAAUCUCUGGAAAAAAAAAAAAAAA